Molecule: messenger RNA, 909 nt
Organism: Manis pentadactyla (Chinese pangolin)
Lineage: Eukaryota; Metazoa; Chordata; Mammalia; Pholidota; Manidae
Gene: CPXCR1
Product: CPX chromosome region candidate 1
Source: RefSeq, a predicted model, not a curated record
AUGACUUCUACUAAAGAAGGAAGUGAUGCAGCUGAAAAUGCUUUAAAAAAUUCAGAAAAUGUGGCUCCAAAUGACUGUAGUACAGAUAUGGAACCUUCAUUUGCUGAUUCUAAUAUGUCUCAGGUGGAAAGCAACCCAACAGACAGGGAGCUUGACCCACCAACCUCUCAGGAGAAUGCUGUUCCUCACACAGCAGAAAACAAUGAGCCUGAAGUAGAGAAGACCCAAAAAGAUGCUCCAAAAGAAGAUUUAAAAGAAGAAGAGUCCCUUCUAAUUCAGAUCACUGUCCCUAGGAAACUGAUCUUUCACAAUCCCUUGGCUAAUAAAGCAAAAUUCUCAUCAUGAAAAGUGGAGAUGAAAACAAGUGAUAUCUGUCAUAGCACCAGAAAUCACAAUAUUCCUCUGCAACUGCCAAGUUUGAAAAGAAUCCGUUUCCUUAAGAGUGAUGAGAGACGGAGAAUGACUCUGCUGUGUGCGAGAUAUUUCUCACAGGCUGCAGGUCAUCAAAAUGCCUCAUAUGUAAAGCAAAAAUUUAUAGCAUUUCUUUCUCAUUCAAAUAUUGCCACCCAUGGGGAGAGAGCCAUAAUAUUUGCAAGAUCUUUAAGGCUGUAUAACUACUAUCCCCUCUGUGAGAGAAUGACAUCAGGAAAAUCUUGCAAAUCAGCUGAUACUGAAAGGAAGGAUAGAUUCCAGAUUAUUGUAAGGCCUGUGUUACGUAUCCCAUGGGUCCAAAAACAAGAUGCUCAUAAUAGCAAAGCUUUUGAAGAACAUUUGAGAUAUCACCAUAACAUGAGAGUUGUGAUCAUAAACACUGAUAUUGGUUGGAAAUACCUAUGUCCCAUCUGCAGGAAUAGCUUCAACAGUUUUGUUGAAUUCAGACAGCAUUCCUGCAACUCUCCUAAUAAUUAA